AUGCUUGCCAGGUCGUGUUUGCGCUCGACGCGCACCUUCAAUGGCCUCCGGAACGGCCCUUCUGCUGUCACCAAGGUAUGGCACGAUCCUACCACCUCUGCCAGCGAGCUUCCCGUUUGCCGAGAGAUGACAACCACGAACCUCGACACGCCGCAGCCACGCCAAUCGCAACUGAAUGCGCCUCAAUUGCAUCGUGCCGCUUCCUCGAGCUCCAGCGCCGCCAGCGAUGCCUCUGCCACCCGAUUGAACCUGGCUGCCGCCGCCUCGACUACCCUCGCCCUCGGCUCCAUGGCUUGGUACUAUCACCUUUACGGACCUGUUGCCUUUGCUAUGACUCCUGCUGAAGAGGGACUUCACGCUACCAAGUACCCUUGGGUUCACAACAAGUGGUUCAAGACCUUCGACCACCAGGCUCUCCGCCGUGGUUUCCAGGUUUACCAGGAGGUCUGCCAGUCCUGCCACUCCCUCAGCCGAAUCCCCUACCGAACGCUCGUCGGCUCCGUCUUGACCGUUGACGAGGCCAAGGCCCUUGCCGAGGAGAACGAGUACCCCGGUGAGCCCGAUGAGCAGGGUGAGAUCCAGAUGCGCCCCGGAAAGCUGGCCGAUUACAUGCUGCCUCCUUACAAGAACGAGGAGGCUGCUCGAUUUGCCAACAAUGGUGCUCUCCCCCCGGAUCUGUCUCUUAUCAUCAAGGCCCGUCACGGUGGCUGUGACUACAUCUUCAGCUUGCUCACCGGCUACCCUGAAGAGCCCCCUGCUGGUGUUCAGGUCGCUCCCGGCAUGAACUUCAACCCUUACUUUCCCGGUACCGGUAUCGCCAUGGCCCGUGUUCUUUACGACGGUCUCGUUGAGUACGAGGAUGGUACCCCCGCCACCACCUCUCAGAUGGCCAAGGAUGUUGUCGAGUUCCUCAACUGGGCUGCCGAGCCCGAGAUGGAUGACCGAAAGCGAAUGGGUAUGAAGGUCCUUGUCGUCUCUGCCUCUCUGUGGGCUGUCAGUGUCUGGGUGAAGCGAUACAAGUGGGCUUGGCUGAAGUCCCGAAAGAUCGCCUACGAUCCCCCCAAGGAGGUCAAGGUCCGCCGCUAA
Messenger RNA from Fusarium fujikuroi IMI 58289, 1086 nucleotides. RefSeq names its product probable ubiquinol-cytochrome-c reductase cytochrome c1 precursor. The transcript is spliced from 4 exons. Bases 1 to 1086 code for a protein of 361 amino acids. Gene Ontology annotation, biological process: mitochondrial electron transport, ubiquinol to cytochrome c. Gene Ontology annotation, molecular function: heme binding; electron transfer activity. The record is from RefSeq and is a predicted model, not a curated record. NCBI's taxonomy places the organism in Eukaryota, Fungi, Ascomycota, Sordariomycetes, Hypocreales, Nectriaceae.